Molecule: messenger RNA, 3289 nt
Organism: Archocentrus centrarchus (flier cichlid)
Lineage: Eukaryota; Metazoa; Chordata; Actinopteri; Cichliformes; Cichlidae
Gene: stk33
Product: serine/threonine kinase 33
Exons: 16
Coding region: 373-1680 (435 amino acids)
Biological process (GO): protein phosphorylation
Molecular function (GO): ATP binding; protein kinase activity
Source: RefSeq, a predicted model, not a curated record
UCUUGGCUUCCCGUAGUCGUUCGCCUGAAAGUUUUCGCGUGAAGCCCAACCUGCUGAACGAAAAAUGUCUCAUUCUCACAGAGAUGGGAAAGAAGAUCCAUACAUGGAUGUUGGUGGUACUCCAGCUCUGACUUAAUCAAGUCAAGAAAAGGAAAAUAAGCAGCAGUCUAGCCUUGGUCCUUCAGGGAGGUUUCAAAAUUCCACGUUUUAGAUCUGGGGCCAAGGACCAGUCACCUCUGUCUGGGAGAUACCUGAGGUGCUCAAGACCCUCCUCCAGUCUCCUCAAGUCCUCAGUGAUACACUCAUCACAGCCUCUGUCUCCACAAAUGAGCUGUGAUUGAGAGGACACAAGCAGAUGUUAGUGGACUAGACAUGAACCUGAAGUCUGCACGGACCAGCAGGUGCACAUCGGAGAGGAAUGUGCGAGAUGUACGCCUGAAAAACAAUGUGGACAUCAAGGAAAUUUAUGAAUUUGAAAAGAAAUUGGGUCAAGGUGGCUUUGGAGUUGUUUAUGAAGCCACCCACAUAGAGACACAGACAAAAUGGGCCAUUAAGACAUUUUGCAGACCAGAGGCAGGAAGUUCGAAAGUAGAGAUGGUGGAUAACGAAAUAAACCUUCUCAAACAAAUGAAUCAUCCUCACAUAAUACAUCUUGAGGCAGUCUACCGCUCGACCACGAUGAUUUAUUUGGUUACUGAGCUGUGCAAAGGGGGUGAUCUGAGGAAGCUGUGGCAGCAAAAAAAGUUCUUCACAGAGGAUGAAACAAGGGACAUAAUCUGUAGUUUAGCUGAUGCUGUUGUCUACCUUCAUAAAAGAGAUAUUGUGCACAGAGACUUGAAACUUGAGAACAUUCUUGUGAAAAAUUCUCCCGAUGAGGAUGAUGGCAAAACCGAUAUCAAGGUGGCAGACUUUGGAUUAUCGGUGAAGACACGUGGUGCAGGGAUCGAAAAUAUAAUGACACAUGCCUGUGGGACCCUUAUCUAUAUGGCCCCUGAAAUGAUGAGCGGUCGUGGUUAUACCCAGUGGUGCGAUGUGUGGAGCAUAGGAGUCAUUAUGUAUAUGUUACUGUGUGGAGAACCUCCAUUUUUCUCCAAAACAAAGGGAAACCUGCUUAAGAAGAUAAUGAACAGCGAAGUCAAAUUUACUCAACCUAUCUGGGCCUCAGUCAGUGAUGCAGCAAAAAAUCUAUUGAGUUGCCUAUUGAAGGUGGACCCUGCCUACCGAAUGUCUGCUAAUCAGCUACUUGAAAACCCCUGGAUUACAGGUGACACUAAUGUGCCCGUUGUACCACCCAAUGUGCUGGAGAUGAUGCGUCAGUACUUGGAGCAGGAGGAAACAAAUGAGACUUCAGAAGAUUCACCCUUCACCUCUUUUGAGGAAAACCUGGAAUCAUUCCCAGUCCACCAGGCAGUUUCAACAGAAACAAACAGCAACUGCAGGAGCCACACCAGGCUCAGUCCUGAGAGACACAGCAGCUCCAAAAAGCCUUCCACAUCUACCAAACUGGAUCAUGGAAUAAAGACUAAAGAGAGUGGUGGCAGCCUUCAGCAGGACAAGCAAGUAAACUGCUCUGACACCCCAGGACAGCCAGCAACCACACAGCUGAGUGCAAAGCAGCACAGGCCUCAGGACAAGAAGGACCUCAGCGCAGGACAGAAACAGACCUCCAAACCCAAGUAAGGCAGAUGACCAGUUACUUUCUACCUCCAUUAAAGUGAGACUGGUCCCUGAAAACCACCAGCUAGCUCCAAGACUGACAGCCAUUCAGAAUAAAACUAAAAAAUGAGCCAUAUCCUGUUACAAAACAUAAGGAGAGGGAAAAAAAAAACCCUGCAACAAAUCAGAAUUUUUGUGGCUGUAAUCAAUGUACAUUUAUUGUUUUGUUUUUCAUGUUAUUAUUUUAUUGAGAUUUGUUAUUUUAGCAGUAAUGUGAAUGUAAAUACUACGAAUGGUGCAGCCAUUUUUGUGAAGUCCAGAGACUAAGCAGCAACCGCAGUGUCAUAUAAAUGGGCUUUGUGUACAACUGUGAAAAUGGUACAAAGAGGCCCAAAACCACUGCAGCUGAAGAUUCAGCUUCAGCACUGCCCUGUGCCAAAAGAAAGAGACCCCAUCUGAGAUAGUGUUCCAGAUGGGGAGAAACUGCUGGAUAAAUUAUUUGUGUUAAAUAAUCAAUUGUUUUUGAGCAUCAAACAGCUUGCAUGUUUUCUGUAGUUGCUGCCAAACAAAGAUGCUGAAUGAGUUUGAUGUGUAACACUGAUGCUUUUAGCUUACAGCAACAACCAGGUUAGUUAAGUAAGAUUUUGAUGUCUUGUCUUGAUAUGCCUCUUUCCCUAAAGUCUUUAAUUUAACUGCUAUUUACUGUUUAUGUACAUAUUCUGUGUUUUUUGUAUUUGUCUCAUUUCUUUUUUUGUUUAUUUGCUUUAUAAAUAUAUGCUAAAUAGGAGGGAAAAUACUUGUGAAGAUUACUGGAUAUUAUUUAAAAAAAACUGUGAGUGCGCAAUAGGGAUUUUCUUUCUUUCUGUUCUGACCUCUCAAUUCCAAAACGUCCGAUAUGCAGUGACUGCACCCACUCAGUGUCAAAACAGAAAAACUGUCACACAGGCUGGUUACGCUCCAUCUGAAUGCAGAGGAUUGGGACUGGGGGCAGCCACGGGUCUAAUCUCGUUUGGAGGCCAUUGAAAGCAGUAGGAGCUACUUUGAGGGCACUGCCAUUCAAGCACAGGUUUUUCCGCUGCAGAGAGAAUAAUCCCCAGCAUAGAUACAACAUUAAAGUAUCCAAGCAUAACACACAGAGGGUGAAUUUCAAAUCCACCCAUUUGCAUCUUGAAGUGAAUGAGUGCCAACAAUGGGGCCCUGUUUUCAUGCACAGGCUCUGUUUUAGUGUGUAUGUGUAAAUGUAGUUUCCACUUUUUCCUUGAAUGAGUGGACCUUUUUAUCAAAUUUUGUCCAGGCAGACAUACUGCAGUUAUCUCAGGUGAUUUUUUUCCCCUAACAUAGUGUGUAGAUAUGCAAAUGAGAUGUGAAUUAUUUCUGAUUAAAGCUGCUUGCCAAAAGGACUGCGUGAUUACUGCAACACUGACAAGCUUGACUUUGGUUUACUCAGACUGCUCUGAACACCAGAUGGUAGUAGGUAGCGAGUUCUUGAAUUCAUUUUGAAAUUAUUUCCUGAAGUUAAGAUGACACAGGGAGUCAUCCCUAAAGCUAUCUAGUUUUAUGCAUGAAGCUUUGUAAUUAGAACUGGUUGUUUGAGCCUCUGCCCAUUAAAACUAUGAUGUCCAUGUGAUGUGUC